CAUUUCAUAACAAGUUUUCUAUAAUAUUUGCAUUCGCCAAUUGAAUAUAUGAUGAAUCUUUCACUGGAUACUCUCAUCAACUAAUUUCGCCAAACACUUCCAUUCCAUUCCAUUCCGAAACGGAAAACACCGAAACGCCGCCGCCGAAGAUGGCGCCACCGGCGGCAGAAGGGCAAAGGAGAGAGCAAGGUGGGUUGGGGAAAACCAUCACAGGAAUCAUACGCAUAGCAGUGUUCUGGUAUUUCGCUUCCAAAUUCUUCUCUCCCAAAACCCCCACCCAACCUUCUUCUGCUCUCAUCUCCAACCUCUUUCACCAAUCUCAACCUCUGGAUAUGUGGCUUUAUCUUUCGGAGCAUGACAAGUUUAAUGACUUUGGUAGUGGAAGUGCUCUUGUGUGGCAUGAAACCAAUCUUCCAUUUGCUUCUUGGGGACCUAACAGUACUCGAUCUCUUACUCUUAAGUAUCACCCAUCGGAGGCUUUGAAGCACAAUGGGAGUCUGUAUGCUCAUGUUUUCUUUGCAAAUUCUGGAUAUUCACCUGACCCAAAUGACCCAGAAUACCAACCUCAUGCGGCAUUUGGAAGGACACAUCCUGUUGUGAAAUACUUGCCCAAGACAAGAGCUGAUAAAAGGAGGAGUCUGUUGGGGUCUUCACCCGAUUCUAGUGAAGGUCAAGUGACCUCCGAGGUGGUUGAUGAUACUCAAAAUGAUUCUGAGGAUGAUGGCCCUGUGGAGUGGGCUUCAUAUUGGAAACCAAAUAUAACAAUAAACAUGGUUGCUGAUUUCACGCAGUACCCAAAAAGUAGCAUCCCACCUAACAUUGCCCCACACUUGAGCAUUGACCCUAUCACAGGGAACUACUACCCAACUGUAUUUUUCAACGAAUUCUGGUUACUCAGGGAUAAGCUGAUACCAAUAAAUGAGACAGUAACUGAGUUACUGCUUAAUCUGGAGGUUGGUCCCAUUAGUAUGACAAAGUGGCAAUUAUUCCUGCAGAUUGAUCAGUCCUUCCAAGUUCAACGUAGUUAUGGAAGCAUGGUUGACGGAGAGGGUGAUGAGUUGAAGAGGGUAUUCUUGGAAGGAAAUCCUUACCUCCUGGGUGUUACUAUGAUGGUUUCUCUUCUUCAUUCAGUUUUUGACUUCUUGGCUUUCAAGAAUGACAUCCAAUUUUGGAACAAAAAUAAAUCUAUGGAAGGACUCUCUGCAAAGUCUGUUGUCGUGAGCUUUGUUUCACAGAUUAUUGUCUUCCUCUAUCUGCUUGACAAUGACACCUCUUGGAUGAUUCUUGCAAGCUCUGGAAUUGGUUGCAUUAUUGAGUUCUGGAAAAUUGGAAAGGCUAUGCACAUAGAGAUUGAUAGGACAGGUAGGAUACCUAUGUUGAGGCUCCGAGAUCGUGAGUCAUAUGUACAGAAUAAGACAAAAGAAUAUGAUGAUAUUGCAAUGAAGUAUUUAUCAUAUGUUCUAUUACUCCUUGUUGCCUGCUUCUCUGUUUAUUCGCUGAUGUAUGAGCGUCACAAGAGCUGGUAUUCUUGGAUUCUAUCUUCACUCACUAGUUGUGUCUACAUGUUUGGCUUUAUUAUGAUGUGCCCUCAAUUGUUCAUCAACUACAAGCUUAAAUCUGUUGCUCAUCUUCCUUGGAGGCAGAUGACUUACAAAUUUCUUAACACCAUCAUUGACGAUCUUUUUGCCUUUGUCAUUAAAAUGCCAACACUACAUCGGCUUUCUGUUUUCCGUGAUGAUCUUAUCUUUCUCAUAUAUCUAUACCAGAAGUGGGUUUACCCAGUGGACAAGAAACGCGUAAAUGAAUUUGGUUUUGGAGGUGAGGAUGGUCAGGUUGUAGAUUCUACAGAGGUUGAUGCUGCUAACCAAGAAGAGAAGAAAACUAACUGAGCUAGUUAUCUGUCGGCCACUUUAGAGAUUUUAUUAUUAUUUAUUUAUCUUUUCUAGAAGACAAAUCACUCAAGAUAAUUUUACAGAAAAUACUGUAGAAUUCCGUUGAGAUUAACUUGUUUUCCCUCCUUUUUUAUUUACAUUCGUUGUCUGGUUCUUAAACAAAAGCGUUAGUU
This is a messenger RNA of Gastrolobium bilobum, 2065 nucleotides long. RefSeq lists its product as uncharacterized. NCBI's taxonomy places the organism in Eukaryota, Viridiplantae, Streptophyta, Magnoliopsida, Fabales, Fabaceae. The transcript is spliced from 12 exons. Bases 150 to 1889 code for a protein of 579 amino acids. Gene Ontology annotation, cellular component: membrane; endomembrane system. The record is from RefSeq and is a predicted model, not a curated record.